This is a messenger RNA of Daldinia vernicosa, 2433 nucleotides long. RefSeq lists its product as uncharacterized. Bases 1 to 2433 code for a protein of 810 amino acids. The record is from RefSeq and is a predicted model, not a curated record. Gene Ontology annotation, molecular function: mRNA binding. NCBI's taxonomy places the organism in Eukaryota, Fungi, Ascomycota, Sordariomycetes, Xylariales, Hypoxylaceae. The transcript has a single exon.
AUGGAUUCCGGUUACAGUUCGCAUGUCCCUUCUCUUAGAGAAAAGAAGAAUUUUCUGAUGCGACGUAUUUUGUUUACAAAGCGAGACGGGCCAUUGCGACAUCUCACGCGAUAUAAGCGGACACAAGUCGAUACCAACGAGUUCAACAAAAUUUUCAAAAGGGCUAUCAAAUCUGCCGUGGAUAGCCCCGAAGUCGUAGCGGUCCUGGAUAACGAAGAGCCUGAGUUUGCGCUGGCGCUUGGGCUUGCGCUGAAGCGUAUAGUGCCGGCGAUCAUGGGGCCUGAUACGAAAGUCAUUCAGGAGGCUGGAGAGCUUGCGCGCGAGGCCUGGGCGCUGUCGAAAAGUAUCUUCGAUUGUCGGGAGGAACUACGAAACCUGUUGGAUGUCCGAUGGAUUGCCAUUUCCCGUCGAUGGAAUAAGUAUAAGCUCUCCAGUCGCAAGAGGGUGUUGCGAGGCGCGUGGCCGGAUAUGAUUCCCGCUCGUCUGUCGAAAGACCCGCUGUCUGGCAGCGUCCCGGUCACGGAUGUAAAGGGUCUGAGGGAGGCAUAUAUGUGGCCGUAUAUUAACCUGGAGGAUCUCCUCCCCGGCGACCGACUGCUCCUUUUCAUGGAAUCAAGGGGUCGCGAGCAUCCAAGCGUCUUUGUCCACAGCGAUUUACUUAGCUCCAAGUCCGCAGUAGAGAGCGGGAUAGUCAAGAUAAACUUCCUCGAUAAUCAUUUCAUGCGACUCGACGCCGGGGACCAUGACGACGACAAGGAUACGUACGACGAAUACGGCAGAUUGGAGCCCUUUUCUCGACGCUCGAGAGCGGAGAUAGAAGCGCUGCUUCUAACCGGCGCGGGUUUCCUCCCGGGGGAAGGGAUCCUCGUCCUCGAAAUCCAAGAGCGAAUCAUGAGGUUCCUCCUAGAUUGCUGCCGCGGCAUUCUUCACGACGCCGCCGCCGAUGAGGUAAAGGGUGGACGCAAGACCCCCCUCGCGACCCUGGCGGCAGAAGCACCUUAUAGAAAACCCUCGGAAAUCGACUUGCGCCAGUCGCAGCAGCUAGUCGCAGCCCACCACUUCGACGCAGAGGACAACUUUUGGGCGUUGCGUGAGGACCCGGGUUUCUUCGCCGAGGCUAUCUCGGAUAUUACUAGAUAUUUGCAUGGUGAUGAUGAUGAGAAGCCACAGGAACGAGACUUGGUUAUUAUGUCUCGACACCACGUGUUCGCUGUUCGCAAGACUUUGAGGGAUACCUAUGGUGAUGUUGUCAUCUGGCGGGAGCUCGAGGUCCGUAUUGCAGAACUGGACAAAGAAGUAAAGAUGCCUUCGGAAAAGCUGCCGCGCAAGACGGCGCUCUUUCGGCUAAAGGAUUGCUUGAUGUAUACCAUCCAAUAUUUUGCUUCUCAGCUAGAGUCGUUCGCGAUCGAAAUCGAGACCCAGGAAGGAUUCACGGCAUCAUAUGCUCUCCACGACUGCAUCGCCGACUCUCGCGGCGAUGUCGACUCGAGCAUAUCCCUGGUUAGCGAUAUCGAAACGAUAUUGAAAAACGACGCUUAUCUUCGGUCUUACAUCCUACCGGCGACCGCUAAGACUCUCGAGAAGCUUUUCGUAGCUUGUGAAUCGCUCCGGCAGUUAAGACUCUAUCAGCCGUAUACCCCAGGGCUCUGGAGCGACGACGGCGAAUGUAGUAGCAUCGAGCUGCCAGUACUCGAUACCAUCUUCAAAGCGUCCGAGAUAGACAAGGGUAUAAUAUUCGAUUUGAUCUCUCCUUUACAACCCGCAUUCGCAUUCCCUGUCUAUGAGAGUCAUAUCUGUGCUACGACAGAGGCCAAGCUCGCGGCUCAUGAGAACCUAAAACGGUUCUGGGACCAAGCCGAUGCAUUAUUCGAAGAUGGUGGAGGACAGAGACCCCACGAGCUCCUGAAGGACUAUAUUGCACAUAAACAAGUUCGAAAUGAAUGCCUCUCCGAUGCCACAGUGCCCGACGAAUCACGGGCGCUAACGUGGGCGUCAUCUUCUCCCACGUCAAAUUUAAAUAUUUUUACGGCAUCCCUUCCCUCGUCGUCGAUUUCACUAUCAAGCAGUAUACCAACAAGCCCCUCCGUACAGCAGCAGCAGCAGCCUCUAAACGCCCCUAGGCAGCUCAUAAGGCUCCAACGCCGAAACGUAGAGGUGAUCAGGGCGUUAUUCCUCGGAGACGCGCGAACGGAAAUCCGAUGGGAUAGCUUCCUACGAGCCAUGGAAAAGAUAGGGUUUACGAUACAACCCGUGAAGGGCUCAUCGUAUCAAUUUACGUAUCCGAUCAGUUCCGGCAAACAAAAAUCUAUUCUAAUCCAUAAGCCCCACCCACGUCAAGUAAUUAGCAAGGCCUCGGCGCGGAAUAUAGGAAAUAAGCUAACGCGUGCCUAUGGAUUGACGGCGGACCAGUUCGAAGAAGUUGUAGAAGCUUAG